UGUCAAUGGCAGGAACCUCGUAGAUGUCAUGUCAGUCAUUUCUUUCAUUACGACGUUUUACUAUCAUGGCGGCCGCCGUAGGCAGGAUUUGUGGGGCACGACUUUUGAAAAGUUAUGGUGUGCUGACGCCCCAGGUUUGUCAGCUGUCCACCAACGCGCAAGGAUGGACGAGAAACAGAAAACUGUUACUGUCCACAUUGGGUGUGGUCGGAGGAGGAGUGGGAGCCCUACUGUUUGCCCUCGAGCAGUCUGUGCAGGCGUCCGGCAGUGAGGCACAUCCUCCACACCAGCCCUGGAGCCACAAUGGAAUGUUCGAGUCAUUAGACCAUGCCAGUAUUCGCCGAGGCUAUGAAGUAUACAAGCAGGUGUGCAAGGCUUGCCACUCGCUGCAGUACAUAGCGUUCCGCAACCUGGUGGGCGUGUCGCACACUGAGGAUGAGGCCAAGGCGGAGGCCGCUGAGGUGAUGGUCAAGGAUGGCCCUGAUGAAGAGGGCAACUACUUCGAGAGGCCCGGCAAGUUGUCCGACUACUUCCCGUCGCCCUACCCCAACGAAAACGCGGCGAGAGCUGCCAACAACGGUGCGUACCCGCCCGACCUGUCCCUGAUCGUGUCGGGCCGCAAGGGCGGCGAGGACUACAUCUUCGCGCUGCUCACCGGCUACGUGGAGGCCCCCGCCGGCCUGGUGCUGCGCGAGGGACAGAACUACAACCCCUACUUCCCGGGCGGUGCCAUCUCCAUGGCACAAGUACUUUUCGAUGAGGCCGCCGAGUACUCGGACGGCACGCCGCCCACGGCCUCGCAGCUGGCCAAGGACGUGGCCACGUUCCUGCGCUGGUGCUCGGAGCCCGAGCUCGACGACCGCCGCCUCAUGACCAUCAAGGUCAUCGGCAUGUUCUCCAUCCUCGGCGUCUUCGUCUACUACCUCAAGCGGCACAAGUGGACCACCAUGAAGUCCAGGAAGCUAGCCUACAAACCCGUCUCUAAGAAAUAAAAAAAAAACGUAGCAUAAACUAAACAGACAUUUUAGAUAAUUUUUUUUCGAUAGGCACAGUAACAUGUUAUUUCUUUAUAAUUAAAUUAAUUUAUUUCGCUAUUCAGCGUUUACCUCUAUUGUUACCCGAGGAUGGAGCGGUGAUAAUAUAAAUAUUAAUGUAAUUCUAUCGGAACGGCAUUUCCUCAUCGUGCGUGUCGGCACAGUCAAAUUACCUAUUAUAGAUAGUGUUUUAUUGUUAUCUGUGCUUGUGGUGUACCAUGAAUAACAGCUGUGAAUCGGUGUACAGUUGAAUAAAUGAGUUAUUGAAAAUCG
Messenger RNA from Cydia splendana, 1307 nucleotides. RefSeq names its product cytochrome c1, heme protein, mitochondrial (gene Cyt-c1). The transcript is spliced from 7 exons. The record is from RefSeq and is a predicted model, not a curated record. Lineage: Eukaryota; Metazoa; Arthropoda; Insecta; Lepidoptera; Tortricidae. Gene Ontology annotation, biological process: mitochondrial electron transport, ubiquinol to cytochrome c. Gene Ontology annotation, molecular function: electron transfer activity; heme binding. Bases 24 to 992 code for a protein of 322 amino acids.